AGACACCAGGAGCUGCUUCAUCGCAAGAAGGUCCUAGAAGCCCUGCUUCCCCUGGAAUUUUAGCUGGAGAAAAGGCCACAGGUGACUCUGUCUUCCAGGGAGAAAUAUUGUCUUGUUUUAUUUUUGAGAUCCAUUUCUCAUACACACAAUGAGGCUGUGCACAGGAAUUGUUUUCUGCUCCUUAGUCCUGGGAGUCAGCAGUGAAGGCUGGUUUUCAUUCUUCAAGGAGGCUAUCCAAGGGACUGCGGACUUGUGGAGAGCCUAUUGGGACAUGAAAGUAGCCGAUCACCAAAAUUCAGAGAGAUACUUCCAUGCCCGGGGGAACUAUGAUGCUGCUCAAAGGGGACCUGGGGGCAUCUGGGCUGCUAAAAUGAUAAGCACUGCUGGCAAGUAUUUUCAGGGGCUCCUAAAUCAGUAUUAUUAUGGAGGCGGCCACCGUGGAUGGGAGAACAUUCAAGCCAACCAGAAGGCUGAAGAGUGGGGCCGAAGGGGCAAAGAUCCCAAACACUUCAGACCUUCUGACCUGCCUGAGAAGUUCUGAGCUUGCCGCUCCUGCUGCUGUCAGGAAACUAGGCUGGGGGCCGCACACCUCUCCUGAAUGCUGGGCUUCAUGUCCCAGGGACUGGUUCAGGGCAUCCAGAGUUGUCCAAUAAAUGUUUUCAAAUUUAAUUCCUUGAUGGAAACUAGAAACUUUGAGAUAGACUUUUUGAGAAAAAUGGUCAUCUUGUGUCACAACGAAGGUAAACAGCCCCAUAAAGGAGGUGCCUGUGACUGUGGGGUUGCAAGGACCCCCAACUGG
Molecule: messenger RNA, 799 nt
Organism: Urocitellus parryii (Arctic ground squirrel)
Lineage: Eukaryota; Metazoa; Chordata; Mammalia; Rodentia; Sciuridae
Product: serum amyloid A-4 protein-like
Cellular component (GO): extracellular region
Source: RefSeq, a predicted model, not a curated record